AAUAGCAACAGCGUCGUGUCGCUGCAUAUGCAUGGCAUGGGACCAUCGUAUGUUUUUGACAAAUAUCUAUGUCAUCGUCACUCACUCGAACCUUCAUCAUACACAUCACUCUCCCUUGAGUAACUUUAGACAUUUAAGUUGUUUAUUUAGAAGACGCAUUUUCAACACUUUCACGUUUUAUGUCAAGUCAGAGAUAUACACCACCCAUUCCCAUUCAUUCCUCUCGCAAAGUUGUAAUCCUGUAAUUAAUUUCUUAGAUAAAUUUAAUAAACACAAAAUAACUUGGUUGUGUAUUUAUCCACUAGGAUAUCAACCUAUUACUUCUUCUAUUCUUAAAUAAUUACCCUAUUUUUAGACGUUAUUUUCUUUAAAUAAAAAUCGACUUUUUCUUAAGAGAUUGACUUAAGACUUUCAUCCCCUAGCCAAAAUCUCUUACCCCCCUCCUAAAACUCCAACAUUCUAUAAUUUUCCUCCCCUUACAUAACCUCAAACACUACAAAUUCACAAAUGUUACCAAGUCUUUUUAUCACUCAAAACUCUCACCAUAAUUUAAGUGUAACAACAGCUAUGAUUAAGAACCAGGUAAAAGCUUCAGCAGGAGUAGUUAAGUUGAAGGUGGAGAAGAACACUUCAAUCAUGCCUACACUACUUAAAAUGGGCUUCCCCUCACCAGGCCGGCGUUGUUGUUGUUGUUGCUGUGGUAAUGCUCUUCUCAAAAUUACUAGCAGGAGCAAUACUAUCAAUCAUCAUCAACCCCAUUUAACUAAUAUGAGUUCAGAGAAAGGAGUUAUUAAUGAGGAAGGUGGGCAGAAUAAGCGGUUUGUGAAGAUGAUGAGGGAAGCUUGGCCAUACUUGGAAGUACAUAGGGGUUCUACGUUUGUUGUUGUCGUCUCUGCCUUCAUUGUUAGUUCCCCAAAUCUCCUCCACUCUAUCCUCCAGGACAUUUCGUUACUCCAUGGAUUAGGGAUCAAAUUUGUGAUUGUUCCUGGUACCCAUGUGCACAUUGAUAAGCUUUUAGCAGAGAGAGGAAGCAAGGCUCGGUAUGUUGGGCCAUAUAGAAUCACAGAUUCUGAUUCCCUUGAAGCAGCUAUGGAAGCAGCUGGAAGAAUACGUAUAAUGAUAGAAGCAAAACUUGCUGCUGGACCAUCUUUAUGUAAUAUACGCAGACAUGGGGAAAAUAGCCGAUGGCAUGAUGUUGGUGUAAGUGUUGCAAGUGGAAACUUUUUGGCAGCUAAGAGAAGAGGAGUUGUGAAGGGUAUUGAUUAUGAGGCAACUGGAGAAGUCAAGAAAGUAGAUGUUGCUCGUAUUCGUGAGAGGCUUGAUGCAGGGUGCAUAGUGCAACUGAGUAAUUUGGGUUAUUCCAGCUCUGGAGAAGUACUAAAUUGCAAUACAUAUGAGGUCGCAACUGCUUGUGCCCUGGCUCUCAAUGCCGAGAAACUUAUUUGUGUGAUUGAUGGGCCUAUUUUGGAUGACUUUGGACAUCUUAUCCGCUACCUCAGCCUUCAUGAUGCAGACAAGCUUAUUCGUCAACGAGCUAAACAAAGUGAGGUUGCUGCUAAUUAUGUGGAAGCUGUUAGUCAGGAAGAUCUCAAAACUCAGGAGCAGUAUCAGCUCACUGAUACCAUCCCAUCUCUGUUGAAUGUAAAUGGAAAUGCAACAUUUCAAAAUGGUCUUGGUUUUGACAAUGGAAAUGGGUUAUGGUUUGGCGAGCAGGGUUUUGCUAUUGGUGGUCAAGAGAGGCUAAGUAGGCUUAAUGGUUACCUUUCAGAAUUGGCUGCUGCAGCUUUUGUAUGCAAAGGUGGUGUCCAAAGAGUUCAUCUAUUGGAUGGGACGAUUGGUGGAGUCCUUUUGUUAGAAUUGUUUCAGAGAGAUGGUGUGGGGACAAUGGUAGCAAGUGACGUGUAUGAGGGAACCCGAAUGGCUAGGGAGGCCGACCUUGCUGGAAUAAGACAGAUACUCCGACCUUUAGAGGAGUCUGGCACUUUAAUCCGACGGACUGAUGAAGAGUUACUUGCAGCAAUUGAGUCUUUCAUUGUUGUGGAAAGAGAAGGUCAGAUUAUUGCUUGUUCUGCUUUAUAUCCAUUCGUUGAAGAUAAAUGUGGGGAAGUUGCUGCCAUCGCUGUAUCUCCAGAAUGCCGAGUACAAGGGCAGGGUGAUAAGUUACUAGAUUAUAUUGAGAAAAAAGCAUCGUCCCUUGGAUUAGAAAUGCUUUUUCUACUAACCACUCGCACUGCAGAUUGGUUUGUAAGACGUGGAUUUUCAGAGUGCACCAUUGAUUUCUUACCGGAAGAAAGAAGGAAAAGGAUCAAUUUAUCCCGCAACUCCAAGUAUUACAUGAAAAGGCUGGUUCCAGACAAGAGUGGGAUAGCUGUUAUGUGACCUUAGUAGUUAUCUCUAAGUAGUUUAGUUAGUUACACAAGUAGGGCUUGCACUUUCAUAGUUAGUGAUGCUUUUAAAAAUGCAAGUUAGGACUAGCUUCCCGAGAGAUAGUACAGGUGCAAUUUUGUAGAAGAGGUCAGGUUAAUGUAGUCUAUCCUGCAGAGUGCAGUUUUUUUUUUUUCUUUGCUGAUAAUGAUAGUAUAGGUGCUGCUGCUGAUAAUGAUGAUAGUGUGAAUAAGUUUAUAUGUAUAUGUGAAGAUGCUAUGUGGUUAUACUUGUGCAUACAAGGUUUAUUAUCUCUGUUGAAUCGAAUAAAUCUCAGCUAUUGUUUUCAGUUAAUAAUGCAAAUGGUUAUCGUGAAAGAA
Chenopodium quinoa (quinoa) is the source of this 2744-nucleotide messenger RNA. RefSeq names its product probable amino-acid acetyltransferase NAGS2, chloroplastic. Gene Ontology annotation, molecular function: L-glutamate N-acetyltransferase activity, acting on acetyl-CoA as donor. The transcript has 10 exons. Lineage: Eukaryota; Viridiplantae; Streptophyta; Magnoliopsida; Caryophyllales; Amaranthaceae. The record is from RefSeq and is a predicted model, not a curated record. The coding region runs from base 508 to 2379 and encodes 623 amino acids. Gene Ontology annotation, biological process: L-arginine biosynthetic process. Gene Ontology annotation, cellular component: cytoplasm.